Molecule: messenger RNA, 1299 nt
Organism: Penicillium riverlandense
Lineage: Eukaryota; Fungi; Ascomycota; Eurotiomycetes; Eurotiales; Aspergillaceae
Exons: 5
Coding region: 1-1299 (432 amino acids)
Source: RefSeq, a predicted model, not a curated record
AUGGGCCCCGUUGUCAUUAAGCUCGUCAAAGGUGUCGCGGCAGGUAUCGGCCUUGCCUCCGAGGGAAUAGCUGCCCGCAAGGCUAAGAAGACACAGAAGACCCAAGCGGAAGCGAAUAGGGGAAGCCUUGCAGAUGAUGAAUCCGAACUCGUCGUGGAGAGGGACGCUGUCAUCGAUACUCUAGAAGAGCAAUGGGCCCUUGACGAAGCGCAAGAAGAGCUCCAGCACACAUCACACCCCCAGGAUGACCCCCUCCGUAUACGCAGACCCAAGGACCGUAAUCGUGGAUUCCUUCGCGCCUAUGCGCCUGACUUGGCCCCAUUUGGCAUUGACCAGGCCACGUUCCUUGAAUUCUUGGACACAGCCGAGAAAGGCUGCCGGGCGCACCGUUGGCUGCAGGCUAUUAACCUGGCUGCCCUUGUGGGCCACGCCAUCCCAUCUGUUGCGGCAGUUGCAGUAUCAGUGGCAAUCCAUCAAUUUGCCAACCUGACUAUCGCCGCAGAUGGCCGUCGGAGGACCAACAAUUUCUUUGAUCAGGCGAACGAGGAGUUCUUCAAACCUCGUGGGCUGUACUGUCUAGUCUUGACCUGGAUUCCGGAAGAGCCAGACGCACCAGCAAUGUCGAUGGAUCUCCAGUCCACUGUUGCUAAAGCCAUGACCGGCAAUGAUUCGACCAUGCUAGGGUCAAACAAGCUUAGACGCCUCCAGCAGAAGUUCAAGACGUCUGACGGCAAGAAUUAUGGAAACCCUUUUCCAGAGGUUGCGCCCCUCGUUUUCCCCGAGCUGGACCAGUUAGAAAACGGGAAGGCCGCGGAGAAGAAGCUUUCUAAAACAAAGCGACGGGUUGAGUUUGUCAAGACCUACUUGGACAAAAGAGCGCAAGCUACCUUCCAAGCGGAAAACCCUGACAGCCAUUUGAACCAACGGCCAACACCGACAUUUGCCUCACGUUAUGCUGAUCCUAACCAUGCAGCUAGCAGCGGGGAUCUGCUUAGCUUGGUGACGGGGGGCUAUGCCAGCAGAGGUAGCAGGAGCGGCCGAGGCGGCCGAGGCGGCGGCGGCGGAUUGAUUGGCGGACUGGCAGAGCUCAUCAGAGAUCCCCAGGGGCUCAACCGCGAGGCUACACAAAACGCAGGCGGGAGGGAACCUGGUCCAGGUGCCGAUACCCUUAUAGGCGGCGGUCUGGUUGAAAUUCGCAAAUUAUUCGAAGGAAAAGUGAUAUACCUGGCAAUUGUGAAUAUGCCAUCCGAGGCUGAAAUGAGGGUGGCACACGAUGCUCUGGAUCUGCCAAUGAAUUAA